AUGGAAGCAUCAUCGAAUAGUCGAGAUGGAUCAUUAUCAACAUCAUUACAGUUAUCUGUUGAACAAUGGGAAUUAUUAAGACGUUUACGUAAUAGUCAUUUAACUAAAACACAAAUUAUUCGAGCUUAUGAUGAACUUGAUCGUCUUGAUCGUGAACUUGGAAAUCUAUUUAAUACGGCACCUCCUUUAUCAUCAACAACUAUUCCUUCUACUGAUCCUGUCUCACCGUUAGCAAUGAUUACACAACAAAUAUCUCCAUCAUCAUCAUCUAUACAAAAUACUACUACUACCACUAAUAAUAAUAAUAACAAACGACCACAUAGUCAUGCUGUUAAUGGAUUAGCAUCAAGAUCUUCAUCCACAACUUCGAAUGGAUAUCAUUCACAUUUGCAUCAUCAAACAACAUCACCAAAUGUAAACGUACGGUCAAGAAAUGGUGGUAGUGAAAUAAGUUCAACAAAUUCAAAUCAAUAUGAAACAAUGAAUCAAAAUGAUAUUGAAGAAGAAACAAGAGAAUUACAAGAAUUAAUUUCUAAAGGUGAUGUUGCUAUACAUAAUGAAAUAUCUGUAUUUGUCUAUCGAUAUGAUCUUAAACAAUCACAAAUUGCUCGAAUGGCUUCUGUUAAUCAAGCAUAUGUAUCAAAAUUCUUACGUGGUGAUUUAUUUGAUUUAUCUGAAAAUGGUCGAAUGGCCAUAUGCCGUAGCGGUCCACCGUCUGCUGAAUUCCUUGCUAAUUUAACAUCAUCAUGUGAACCACCAACAAAAGUGCCUCGUCUUAGUGAAUCUCAAACAAAUAAUAAUGUAUCACCUGUUUCAUUUGAUGCACCAAAACGUACACGAUUUACUUUCCGACCUGAACAUCUUGAUAUUCUCGAAAAAGCUUUUCUUGAUAAUCCAUAUCCUGAUCCACGCCGUCGUGAAGAUAUAGCUCGUAUAUGUAAUGAAGCACGAACACGUAUUGAAGGUACCAAUGAAGUAUUAAAUGAACGUGAUCGUGUAACCGAUGCUAUAGUAACACAUUGGUUUCAAAAUAAACGAAAAAUGGCUAAAAGUCAAAGAGUAUCAAUACAUGAUGAAUCAAUGCCAUUAAAUAUAACAAAUAAUAGUAAUAAUCACAUGUCAACAACGAAUGAUUUUGAAAAUAUGAAUGGUGAUGAUGAUUUACAUAUUCAACAACAAAAAUCAAAUGUGCCUAUUGUUGAUGUUGAUUGUUAUGAUACAUCAACAUCAUUACUUGAUCCACAAAUGGCUGCUUAUCGAGCUAUAAUGAGUCGUAUGGUACCGUUUGCUAAUAAUGUUAAUGGUAAUAAUUCACCAAAACGACUUGUUAAACAAGAACCAUUUCAUACACAAGAUGAAUCAAGUCAUGAUGAUGAAUCGAAUUGUUCGUCACCAUUAAAUGAUCAUUUGUCGCCGUGA
Messenger RNA from Rotaria sp. Silwood2, 1419 nucleotides. The record is from the annotation of a GenBank genome assembly. NCBI's taxonomy places the organism in Eukaryota, Metazoa, Rotifera, Eurotatoria, Philodinida, Philodinidae.